Gallus gallus (chicken) is the source of this 6211-nucleotide messenger RNA. Its product is annotated as serine-rich adhesin for platelets-like. Gene Ontology annotation, biological process: regulation of transcription by RNA polymerase II. The transcript is spliced from 4 exons. NCBI's taxonomy places the organism in Eukaryota, Metazoa, Chordata, Aves, Galliformes, Phasianidae. The coding region runs from base 250 to 6066 and encodes 1938 amino acids. The record is from RefSeq and is a predicted model, not a curated record. Gene Ontology annotation, molecular function: DNA-binding transcription factor activity, RNA polymerase II-specific; RNA polymerase II cis-regulatory region sequence-specific DNA binding. Gene Ontology annotation, cellular component: nucleus.
GCCAUUUUCCUUAGCAACCGUGCUGCCGUUGAGGCCUACGGGGGGAAGAAGGGGGGGGGGGGGGGGGGGGGAAGGGAAGGAAGGGGUUAAAAGAAACAAAAGAAAGGGUAAAAAAAAAAAGGAAAGAAAAGGAAAAAAAAAAAAAGAGGGGGAAAUAAAGGACUUUUUGAGGGAAAAGAGAAAAAAAAAGAAAAGAAAAGGAGGAAUCGGGGCGGGUCGCUGUGAGGGGCCCCAUCCGGGGCUCCGUCAAUGCCGCGGUUGAAGCAGCGCCGGCCGCAGCCGCUCCGAUACGGCUCCCCCGGUGCCUCCCCAGCCCCCCGCCGCCCUCCCAAGGAGCCUUCCUCCUCCCCCUCCUCCUCCUCCUCCUCCUCCUCGGGGACCCCUCCAGCCAUGCCAUCAGAACCGGACCCCCCAUACCGCCGUCGCCCCACACCUCAAACCCCCCCAAAUUCGGGGGGCUGCCCCCUGGACAUCCCACUGUUGCUGGAAGAGCUGCGGGUGUUGCAACAGCGUCAGCUCCGCCAGAUGCAGCUGACCGAGGACAUCUGUCGCCAGGUCCUCCUCCUGGGGGCUCUGAGCACCCCAAAAUCCCGCGCCCCCCCGACCCCGCCUCCCCCCCCCCACAAAAAGCCCCAUUUCAUCACGGGGAAACCUUUUUUCCCUCUUUUCCCCCCCAAAAACCAACCUCACGCCGCCGCCUUCUUCUUAGCAACUCCCUACCGCGGGGUCGGGGUGACGCCGGUGGUCUCGGCCCACCCCCCAAAUUUAGGUGGGGGGGACGCGGGGGGGACACGUCACGAGUGUGGGUUUUGUGGGAAGGGGUUCGGGAGUGAGAGCGCCCGGCAGAUCCACCUGAGGUCCCACACAGGAGAACGGCCCUACGGCUGUAGUGUCUGCGGCAACCGGUUCACCACGCGUGGCAACCUGAAGGUUCACUACCACCGGCACCGACAGAAGGUCCCCCGCCUGGCCGUGAGCCCACAGCCCACCAACAGGGGCCAGUUGGCCUCCAGCAACACCCAGUUGGCCUCCAGCAACAACCAGCUGGCUUCCAGCAGCAUGGAACCACUUCUCAACACCCAGUUGGCCUCCAGCAACAACCAGUUGGCCUCCAGCAACACCCAGUUGGCCUCCAGCAACAACCAGCUGGCUUCCAGCAGCAUGGAACCACUUCUCAACACCCAGUUGGCCUCCAGCAACACCCAGUUGGCCUCCAGUAACACCCAGUUGGCCUCCAACAACAACCAGUUGGCUUCCAGCAGCAUGGAACCACUUCUCAACACCCAGUUGGCCUCCAGCAACACCCAGUUGGCCUCCAGCAACAACCAGUUGGCUUCCAACAGCAUGGAACCACUUGUCAACACCCAGUUGGCCUCCAGCAACAACCAGUUGGCCUCCAGCAACACCCAGUUGGCCUCCAGCAACAACCAGUUGGCUUCCAACAGCAUGGAACCACUUGUCAACACCCAGUUGGCCUCCAGCAACAACCAGCUGGCUUCCAGCAGCAUGGAACCACUUCUCAACACCCACGUGGCCUCCAGCAACACCCAGUUGGCCUCCAACAACAACCAGCUGGCUUCCAGCAGCAUGGAACCACUUCUCAACACCCAGUUGGCCUCCAGCAACACCCAGUUGGCCUCCAGCAACACCCAGUUGGCCUCCAGCAACAACCAGUUGGCCUCCAACAGCAUGGAACCACUUCUCAACAUCCAGUUGGCCUCCAGCAACACCCAGUUGGCCUCCAACAACAACCAGUUGGCUUCCAGCAGCAUGGAACCACUUAUCAACACCCAGCUGGCCUCCAGCAACACCCAGUUGGCCUCCAGCAACAACCAGUUGGCUUCCAACAGCAUGGAACCACUUGUCAACACCCAGUUGGCCUCCAGCAACAACCAGUUGGCCUCCAGCAACAACCAGUCGGCCUCCAACAGCGUGCAACAACUUGUCAACACCCAGCUGGCCUCCAGCGACACACAGUUGGCAUCCAACAACAACCAGCUGGCUUCCAACAGCAUGGAACCACUUGUCAACACCCAGUUGGCCUCCAGCAACAACCAUUUGGCCUCCAGCAACGCCCAGUUGGCCUCCAGUAACAACCAGUUGGCUUCCAACAGCAUGGAACCGCUUGUCAACACCCAGCUGGCCUCCAGCAACAACCAUUUGGCCUCCAGCAACACCCAGUUGGUCUCCAACAGUAUGCAACCACUCAUCAACACCCAACUGGCCUCCAGCAACAGUCACUUGGCCUCUAGCAGCAAUCAGUUGGCCUCCAACAACAACCAGCUGGCUUCCAAGGGCGUGCAACCUCUUGCCAACACCCAGUUGGCUUCCAGCAACACCCACCUGGCCUCCAACAACAUCAAAUUGUCCUCCAGCAACACCCAGUUGGCCGCCGGCAACGUGCAACCACUUGUCAACAUCCAGCUGGCCUCCAGCAACACGCAACUGGCCUCCAACAGCGUGCAACUGCUUGUCAACACCCAACUGGCCUCCAGCAACAACCAGCUGGCCUCUAAAAACAUUCAGUCGGCUUCCAGCAACACCCAACCACUCAGCAGCACUCAACCGACCUCCAGCAACACCCAAGCGAUGGCUAAAAACACCCAGCUGGCCUCCAACAACACCCAACUGAUGGCAAACAACACCCAAUCGACCUCCAACAACAACCAGCUAAUGGCCAACACCCAGUCGACCUCCAACAACACCCAUCUGAUGGCAAACAACAACCAACUGACAUCCAGCAACACCCAGCUGGCCUCCAACAACACCCAACUGAUGGCCAACAACACCCAAUCGACCUCCAACAACACCCAACUGAUGGCCAACAACACCCAAUCGACCUCCAACAACAACCAGCUGAUGGCCAACACCCAGUCGACCUCCAACAACACCCAACUGAUGGCAAACAACACCCAACUGACAUCCAGCAACACCCAGCUGGCCUCCAACAACACCCAACUGAUGGCCAACAACACCCAAUCGACCUCCAGCAACACCCAACUGAUGGCAAACAACACCCAAUUGAUCUCCAACAACACCCAACUGAUGGCCAACAACACCCAAUCGACCUCCAACAACAACCAGCUGAUGGCCAACAACACCCAAUCGACCUCCAGCAACACCCAACUGAUAGCAAACAACAACCCACUGACAUCCAGCAACACCCAGCUGGCCUCCAACAACACCCAACUGACAUCCAGCAACACCCAGCUGACCUCCAACAACACCCAACUGAUGGCCAACAACACCCAAUCGACCUCCAACAACACCCAACUGAUGGCCAACAACACCCAAUCGACCUCCAACAACAACCAGCUGAUGGCCAACAACACCCAAUCGACCUCCAACAACAACCAGCUGCUGGCCAACACCCGAAUGAACAACAACACCCAAGCACGGUCCGCCAACACUCAACUCAACUCCAACAACACCCCAGUGACGUCCAGCAACACCCAACCAAUCUCUGACACCCAACCCGUCCCCACCAACACCCUCCCCUCUACCAACACCCUCCCCUCUACCAACACCCUCCCCUCUACCAACACCCAACCGCCUCCCAGCAACACCCAACCAACGGGCAACACCCAGUCGGUGCCUGAAGCUCAGCCAAUGUCUGCCAACACCCAACUGAUCUCCAACACCCAACUGAUCUCCAACACCCAACCGAAGUCCCUGAACAGCCAACUGAUGUCUGCUGACACCCAACCAACGCCCGACACCCAGCUGAUGGCGGAUGACACCCAGUCUAUCUCCGACAACACCCAGCCAACCUCCAGCAACACCCAACUGUUGGCUAACAACACCCAAUCAGUCUCCAACACCCAACUGACAGCCGACAACACCCCACCCAUCUCCAACAACGCCCCGCCCAUCUCCAGCACCCAACUGAUGGCCACCAACACCCAACCAAAUUCCAGCAACACCCAGCUGAUCUCCAACACCCCACUGAUGGCCAACAACAUCCAACUGAUGGCCAACAACACCCAACAGAUCUCCAGCACCCAACUGAUCUCCAGCAACACCCAAAUGAUCUCCAACACCAGCCCACCCAUCUCUAACACCCAACUGAUGGCCAACAACACCCAACCCUCCUCCAACACCCAACUGACGACCACCAACACCCAGCUGACCUUCAACACCACCCCACCCAUCUCCAACACCCAACUGAUGGCCACCAACACCCAACUGACCUCCAACACCACCCCACGCAUCUCCAACACCCAACCGAUGGCCACCAACAACCAACUGACCUCCAACACCACCCCACCCCUCUCCAACACCCAACUGACGGCCAACAACACCCAACUGAUGGCCACCAACACCCAACUGACGGCCACCAACACCCAACUGACCUCCAACACCACCCCCCCCAUCUCCAACACCCAACUGACGGCCACCAACACCCAACUGAUGGCCACCAACACCCAGCUGACCUCCAGCACCACCCCCCCCAUCUCCAACACCCAACUGACGGCCACCAACACCCAACUGAUGGCCACCAACACCCAACUGACGGCCACCAACACCCCACCCAUCUCCAACACCCAACUGACGGCCAACAACACCCAACUGAUGGCCAACAACACCCAACUGACAGCCACCAACACCCAACUGACAGCCACCAACACCCAACUGACCUCCAGCAACACUCAACUGACCUCCAACACCCAACUGAUGGCCACCAACACCCAACUGACGACCACCAACACCCAACUGAUGGCCACCAACACCCAACUGAUGGCCACCAACACCCAACUGACCUCCAACACCACCCCACCCAUCUCCAACACCCAACUGAUGGCCACCAACACCCAACUGACAGCCACCAACACCCAACUGACCUCCAGCAACACUCAACUGACCUCCAACACCCAACUGAUGGCCACCAACACCCAACUGACGACCACCAACACCCAACUGAUGGCCACCAACACCCAACUGAUGGCCACCAACACCCAACUGACCUCCAACACCACCCCACCCAUCUCCAACACCCAACUGAUGGCCACCAACACCCAACUGACAGCCACCAACACCCAACUGACCUCCAGCAACACUCAACUGACCUCCAACACCCAACUGAUGGCCACCAACACCCAACUGACGACCACCAACACCCAACUGAUGGCCACCAACACCCAACUGAUGGCCACCAACACCCAACUGACCUCCAACACCACCCCACCCAUCUCCAACACCCAACUGAUGGCCACCAACACCCAACUGACGGCCACCAACACCCAACUGACCUCCAGCAACACUCAACUGACCUCCAACACCCAACUGAUGGCCACCAACACCCAACUGACGGCCACCAACACCCAACUGACCUCCAACACCACUCCCCCCAUCUCCAACACCCAACUGCUGACCACCACCAUACAACCUCUCCCCACCAACACCGUCCUCCUACUGAAGACAACCGACGUCCAACCGAGGCUGGGUGACGAAAACACCCCUCCAUCCCAAACCCCCAAACCCAGAACCACCGGUUGGGCAUUUUUGGGUGCUCCCCCCCAUUUUUGGGUCCCCCCCAUUUCGGAAACCACCAAACUCCCCCAAUUGGUGGCAAAAUACCCCCAACCAACAGGCGGAGGGACCCGAACCCAAUGCCCGGUGUGCCGCCGGGUGUUGAGCUGCCCACGGGGGUCACGGUCGUAUUUUGGGGGUCACAUCCCCUUCCGGUGUAGGGUCUGUGGGAGGGGGUUCUCCAGUCGGGGUCACCUGAGGGCUCAUUUUGGGGGUCACCGCGGGGUACCCCCGAAUUCCUGUAGCGUUGGCGAUGGCGUGGGGUCGCAACAACGCGUCCGGGGGUAUUUGGGGAGGGGGCCGCUGCCCCACGGAGAGGGGGAAGAGAGGAACGAGGAGGAGGAGGAGGAGGAUGGAGAGGAAGAAGCGGGCGAAGCGGACCCCCAAAUUGGGGGGGGACCCCCGAAGGAGGAAGAGGAGGAGGAGGGGAGGAAGGCGGAGAGGAGGGGACGCGCGGGGAGUCCCCCCAGGAACACAGGGAGGGGCACAGAGGACACGGAGCCCCCCCCCAAAAAACAGGGGAAGGGGGAGAAAUAAAGAGGAACCCUACAGACCCCGACGGGUAGCCUCAAACUGAGGGAUUUAAACCCAAAACUGAGGGGGAUUUACACCCAAAUUUGGGCGAUUACACCCAAAUUUCGGGGCGCUUCACCCCAAAACCCUCUCCUCCCCCCCCCCCCCC